Parathielavia appendiculata is the source of this 681-nucleotide messenger RNA. RefSeq lists its product as uncharacterized. Bases 90 to 476 code for a protein of 128 amino acids. The transcript is spliced from 4 exons. NCBI's taxonomy places the organism in Eukaryota, Fungi, Ascomycota, Sordariomycetes, Sordariales, Chaetomiaceae. The record is from RefSeq and is a predicted model, not a curated record.
UCCGAUCUCCAGUCCAUUGCAGUUUCUUUCGCAAGAGGAAGCGUCUUGCCCCACCUAAACUACCUUUCGUCCAAAGAUCAGACUCAGUUAUGGCUCGCGAAACGCGAUCGCAGACGGGCAACGCGAAGCCGCGCGUCAUUCCCGUCAUCGACACGGCGCCCACCAUCAAGCGCAAGCCAGCGACCAAGCAGGCCGCCACCAAGACGGAGGCGAAGGCCGCCAAACCCGCCGGUGUGACCAAGAAGAAGGCACCCAAGAAGGAAACCAGUGCGGCUAAGAAGGUCAAGGCUGCGGUGAAGAAGACGGCGAAGAAGGUGGGCGCGACCGAGAAGAAGGGUGAGGAGAAGGCCGAGGAGAAGGCUGAGAAGCUGACCGUCAACCUAGGAGGCCAAGCUCAAGACAACGACGAAGAAGAAAGAUGCCGCUGCCGACAAGUGAUGACAGCCUAUCAGCUGUAUUUCACUGCCAAGCUUUAAGCUAUCGCCUCCUCGGAAAGGGGCUCCUGACCUUCCUGCCUGUUUUCUUCAGUUCUUGGCUAGCCCCGUUUCUUUUUGGCUGGGUACUGGCUUCUUGGACAGAGCGCUUCGUUGGGCUUUCUUGGCUGCGCUGGAGGAAUGACCUGUAACAUAGUCUUGUUUGUGUCUAUUGAUGAUAUUUUGCUGGAAACCUACACGAGAAAUC